Scleropages formosus (Asian bonytongue) is the source of this 2683-nucleotide messenger RNA. It is a transcript of the gene crebrf, whose product is annotated as creb3 regulatory factor. Gene Ontology annotation, molecular function: DNA-binding transcription factor activity, RNA polymerase II-specific; RNA polymerase II transcription regulatory region sequence-specific DNA binding. The record is from RefSeq and is a predicted model, not a curated record. Gene Ontology annotation, biological process: response to unfolded protein; regulation of transcription by RNA polymerase II. NCBI's taxonomy places the organism in Eukaryota, Metazoa, Chordata, Actinopteri, Osteoglossiformes, Osteoglossidae. The transcript has 9 exons. Bases 57 to 2066 code for a protein of 669 amino acids. Gene Ontology annotation, cellular component: nucleus.
GACGCAAGAGACGGCAGAAAAGUUUCCGGAUAAAUACUGAAGCGCUGCGCUCGGCAAUGCCUCAGCCUAGUAUCAGUGGAAUGGAUCCUCCUUUUGGGGAUGCCUUUCAGAACUAUGCGUUCACUGACCAAGUGCUGACCAGCACAGAUCUGCUGGCCAGCAGUUCGGACCCAGACUUCAUGUAUGAACUGGACAGAGAUAUGACUUUCAGACAAAGCCCAAGAACCGAUAUCUUCACGACUGGAGAUUGCAAAGAGGCAGAAGGCAUGGAACACUUGGAGGUCUUGGAAGGGGACCCGACUUGUAACUCAAACUUUGAGCAGUGGGACACGUAUUGGGAGGACCUGACCAAGUACACCAAGCUCACCAGUUGUGAUAUUUGGGGGACGAAGGAAGUGGACUUCCUAGGCCUGGAUGAUUUCUCCAGUCCGUACCAGGACGAGGAGGUAAUCGGUAAAACACCUACGCUGGCGCAGCUCAACAGUGAGGACUCACAACCUGUGUGCGAUACACUGUACCACCCUGAUCUGGUGCUGAGCCAGAAGCAAAACACUGUCUCUGGUCUUACCCAUGCCAAAAAGACAUCUGCCCAGCCAGCUGCCCCCUGCUCCUCCUUGGCCCGAGGCCCUCUACCAGACUUUGCAGAGGGCUCCCAAAAGGCCACGUGGCCCGUCCCUUCCAGCACCGAGACUAUAUCAAAGGCCCAGACACAGCCAUCCAAGGUGAUGUGUCCUCCAUCAGACAAUAAGGACUACGUUCGCAAGGCCAAUGUCCACAUCAGCACGCCGCGCAGACCUGCGGCGGACCUCCCAUCUCAACGGGCUAACAUCACCAUAAAGUCCCCUUUCGAGGAAGGCCCUACUGCAGCUGCUGCUUCCAUCAUCACUGCUCCAGCUGCAGCCUUAGCUACAGCCACGGUUUCAGUCUCCUCUGGCACCCUGGCUGGAGGGAAGGAUUCAGAGAAGACCCAGCUAGUCGUGACACCAGAGAACGGAAUGGCUCAGGCUGCAUCCUACAGAGUGAUCUCCAGGGCUGGAGACUGCCCGGCUCUGCUUUCCUCUGGGACGCUUGCAACGGAUUCCUCACAGGACAAGAAGGAGGAAGAGCACAACUACUCCCUGUUCCUGACCCGGAGUAAGCUGGUAGGAAGUGGGGAGCCUGAGCAAGAAGAGCCGGCGGAGGGAGAGGAAGAAGACGAGGAGCAGGAGGAGGCAGAAGACCUGGAAGCAGAUGACGAGGACCACGACGAGGGCUUUGGCAGUGAGCACGAGCUCUCGGAGAAUGAGGAGGAAGAAGAAGAUGAUGAUGAUGAGGACUAUGAAGGAGACAAGGAUGAUGACAUGAGCGACACAUUCUCCGAACCAGGAUGUGACAACGACGCCGUGGAAGACGUCAAAGGCAUGACGGUGGGAUUCUCACGGAAGAGGGGCAAGCGGCGGUACUUCUGGGAGUACAGCGAGCAGCUGUCGCCCUCGAAGCAGGAGCGCAUGCUGAAGCCCUCCGAGUGGGACCGGGACACACUGCCCAGCAACAUGUACCAGAAGAAUGGCCCACACCAAGGAAAGUACACCGUGAAGAAGUCUCGGCGCACAGACGUGGAGGACCUCACGCCCAACCCCCGGAAGCUUCUGCAGAUCGGAAAUGAGCUCAGGAAGCUCAAUAAGGUGAUCAGCGACCUGACGCCAGUGAGCGAGCUCCCGCUCACGGCCCGGCCGCGCUCACGCAAAGAGAAGAACAAGCUGGCCUCCAGGGCUUGCCGGCUGAAGAAGAAGGCACAGUAUGAAGCCAACAAAGUAAAGUUGUGGGGCCUCAACACAGAAUACGACCGGCUGCUGUUUGUCAUAACUGCCAUUAAGGAUGACAUCGUGAAGCGCGUGCAGAACCUCUCCGAAGACAAAGGAACAAGCAUGGCUGAAAAACUUGACCGACUCAUCAAAGAGACACUCGUGAACUCACCAGUUGCUGGACAGACGUCAGACUUUGUGAACCAGAUCCUGGAGAACACGGGUGGGGGAGAUCCCACAGGGGGCCUCGUGGGACUCCGUGUUCCCACGUCAAAGGUGUAGAAGAACAGAAGAUCACGAUUCCUAGAGGUUUCAAGGAAGUGUACUUUUUCACAGAAGAUUUGGGGAGGGCAGAUUUUUGGAUUUAUUAUGUAUUUUGGGUCUUUAUGAUGUUGUGAAUGUACAUUGGAAUGUUGAAAAUGUAGAUAUAUGCCACAGAGUCUGUGCAUUGUAUCAUAAGAUGGCUCUAUGAAAAAUACUUUGGUUUUCGGUACUUGACUGGGCAAUAGGGGGGUUAUUGUUACUAAAAAAAAACUUAAAAAGAGAAAUUAAUAUAAAAAAGAGAAAUAUUUGCACAUUAUAUUUUGAUUGUUUUUGUACCAAAGAUGAAUGCAACAAAAUGGCAAGUAGCCAGCGUAAGUAAGGUUUUGCACAGCUUACCUAACACCGUAUUGAAUGUAGAAAAAGUGGUAGGGUCAGGGAUAUUCAUCGAACUGUGAAUUUCGCUAGGGUCCAAUUAACAGCAGAAGGACGCAUUCAUUUCCACCUACUGUAGGUUUGCAGUUUCUCUUUUUACCUUCUCAACUAGACGUAUUGCUUAGGAACGUAGUUUGCGUUUGAUUUUUUUUUUUUUUUUUGACCCCUGUGUACAUUGUUGGAGCAUAAAUUCUGCUGUCCUC